Merops nubicus (carmine bee-eater) is the source of this 117-nucleotide messenger RNA. RefSeq names its product cytochrome c oxidase subunit 7C, mitochondrial. Gene Ontology annotation, biological process: mitochondrial electron transport, cytochrome c to oxygen. Lineage: Eukaryota; Metazoa; Chordata; Aves; Coraciiformes; Meropidae. The record is from RefSeq and is a predicted model, not a curated record. The transcript has a single exon. The annotation marks the transcript as partial.
AACCUUCCAUUUUCUGUGGAAAACAAAUGGCGAUUACUCGCCCUAAUGUGUGGAUUCUUUGGAAGUGGAUUUGUCGCCCCUUUUCUUAUAGUCAGACACCAGCUUCUUAAGAAAUGA